ACCAGAGCAACUAGCAGCGUGAGCCACAACACAGGAGCAUAUCAGAGGAUAUACAGAGAGGAGAUAACAGUAAUCCUCAGCUGGAAGAAAUAACAAGGCGCUUCCUCAGGAUUACACGUUUGGACAGAAAGACAAAAAUAUCCUCUAUAAGAAGAAGUGAAACCAGAAGAUGAACCUGUUAGUUCUCAUCGCCAUCCUUGCAGCUUUCAGUGCUGAUGUGGUUUUUUCCAAAGCGAGAUGGUCAUCUAAACACAGGGGUCCUAACAAAGUGAUUUGUCGGUCCGGGGAUGGGAGCAGUUACAGGGGAUUCGUUUCAGAGUCGGCAUACGGUGGCAGAUGUCUCAACUGGAACAUGUUUAGAGCCCCUGCAGGAGGUUCAAGGGGGCUUGGCGACCAUAAUUACUGCAGGAAUCCUGACCAGAGCUUGAUGCCAUGGUGCCGUGUCCGAAGAGGAAGAAAGUUUGUGAGAGAAUUCUGCGAUAUUCCUAGAUGCUCUACGCCAACAGUAAAGCCUACACCAGUUGUGGAUACAGAGCUGACAUGUGGCGAGAGGACCCAGCGGAUGAUGAAUAAAAUAGUGGGUGGUUCUUUUACACCUAUAGAGUCGCACCCAUGGGUCGCUGCUCUUUUUAAGGGCAGUAAGUUCCUCUGUGGCGGCUCUCUUAUCUCACCGUGCUGGGUUCUCACGGCUGCACACUGCUUCGCUGAUGGUGAGGUGCCUAACAUCAAGCGCCUGUCUGUAUACCUGGGGAAGACUGCCACCAAUGAGACAGAUGCUGACAGGGAGCAGAGCUUCACUGUGGAAAAACUGAUCCUGCACCAAAGAUAUAAUGACUCCAGUUUUGACAACGACAUAGCACUGUUGAAGAUCAAAAGCAAAAAUGGAGGCUGUGCAGUGAAGACAGCGUCUACGCGGACUGUGUGCCUGCCUCCGUCUCACACUCAGCUUCCUGCAGGAUUUCAGUGCAGCAUUGCAGGAUUUGGGUUGGUGAGAUCUGCUGGGCCUUACUCGCAGUACCUGAAGCAGGGCGAGGUGAAGCUCAUCUCCCAGUCUGACUGUUCAAGUCAACGGCAAUAUGGAGAUCUCAUGACUGAGAACAUGUUCUGUGCUGGGAGCCCUGACUGGAGCACUGAUGCCUGCAAGGGUGACUCUGGGGGUCCGCUGGUGUGUGAAGUGUCAGGCCGGAUGUUUCUCUUCGGGGUGGUGAGCUGGGGUGAAGGCUGCGCCAGGAAAAACAAACCGGGUGUUUACACACAGGUCACCAACUACAACAAGUGGAUCGCAGCAAAAACUGGACUCUCUGAAUACACCAGAGGAGCCAUGUAUCCCACAAAAUGAAGCUGUUAUCUGUAGGGCAUUUCAUCCCUUAUAGGAAAAUUUGGCAGCAGUGUUGUAGCUAAUGGGCAUUGUUUUUAAUGUGCAGUGAAAAUACAGUACUGUAGCAAGUGUUUUAUACAUAUAUAUAUAUAUAUAUAUAUAUAUAUAUAUAUAUAUAACUUUUAAUUAUUUCAUAUUUCUUGUGCAUUUCAUACUAAGAGUAUGGCUUUUUAAACAAGCUAUUUGAAAAGAACAUAUCUAUUUAUGUAAAUUAAUUUAAUAAGCAUCUCCUUUUGUAAGGCUGGCCCUGCAUUUUUUUAAAUAUAAUAAAGAAAAUAUUUGUAUUACAUAUUCAUAUAUAUAUAUAUAUAUAUAUAUAUAUAUAUAUAUAACUUUUAAUUAUUUCGUAUUUCUUGUGCAUUUCAUACUAAGAGUAUGGCUUUUUAAACAAGCUAUUUGAAAAGAAUAUAUCUAUUUAUGUAAAUUAAUUUAAUAAGUAUCUCCUUUUGUAAGGCUGGCCCUGCAUU
Molecule: messenger RNA, 1845 nt
Organism: Centropristis striata (black sea bass)
Lineage: Eukaryota; Metazoa; Chordata; Actinopteri; Perciformes; Serranidae
Gene: plaua
Product: plasminogen activator, urokinase a
Exons: 11
Coding region: 170-1339 (389 amino acids)
Biological process (GO): plasminogen activation; regulation of cell adhesion mediated by integrin
Molecular function (GO): serine-type endopeptidase activity
Source: RefSeq, a predicted model, not a curated record